This is a messenger RNA of Verticillium dahliae VdLs.17, 1080 nucleotides long. RefSeq lists its product as uncharacterized. The record is from RefSeq and is a predicted model, not a curated record. The transcript is spliced from 2 exons. Bases 1 to 1080 code for a protein of 359 amino acids. NCBI's taxonomy places the organism in Eukaryota, Fungi, Ascomycota, Sordariomycetes, Glomerellales, Plectosphaerellaceae.
AUGAAGACCUCAACUUCAGCCCUGCUCGCGGUCACAAGCGUGACAUAUGUUGCCGCUCAGUUUGAUUGCAACGACCCUGGUGUUAUCUGCCCGGACACGCAAGAGUGGUUUGACCGUUUGCCGGAGCCUCUGGUCGACUGCGAUGCCGACUUCCGCCCCGAAUGGGAAGAUUGCCAGUCUACUAUUGACUACUGGUUCGGUGAUAAGGAGGACUGGAGCACCGACACGAUCCACACGAACGGCGAAGAUGGUUUACCGACGCCGUCCUGCCGUUGGUGGUUCUGGGAGGACGGCAACUGUCGGAUCACGCACUGCUUCACCGAUCAGGCGCCUGCUGGAGAUAAAGCCAUCUACAGCUACUUCAAGAAGGACUACAACGCCAUCCGCGACAGGUGCCCGAGAUUCCGGGCUGGCGGCUUCGUUACGGAGAUUGGCGGCGACUUCAGGAACUUCCUCGAGGUUACCAAUGAUGAGGACAGCAACGGCGAAGGCGAAGUAUCUGGGGACCCCGGCAAGGUGAAGCUGAGGCCCCGUCUCUCAGAGAAUGGCUUUCAGACAGGCGACCUCACCCUCGAAGAAUAUGAGGAGUGGGCCGUCCACCGCAAGCCGUCCCGUGAGAAAACGACAAACAACAAGGAUAACGUCCAGUCAAAGGCCAAGAGCAAGCGAGACGAUGACGACGAUGACUAUCUGAUCCUUUUCACGGCCAAGAACGUUCGACAGCCGGGGGUCUACGACCGUGGUCCCCGCAUGUCGCCCGGCGUCGGUUACACUUACACCAAAACUGACGGAUACUCGGUAACGACGUCGGUCAGCGCCGAGAUUGGCGGUGCUUUCAAGAUGUUCACCGCCGGUAUCAGCUCGUCGGUCGAAGAGACCGAGAGCGUUGAGGUCAGCGAGUCGAUGAAGUACGACGUGCCCUGCAACAACGGGCAGACGGGACAGGUGCACUGGCAUCCUCUCUUUGACUUUUACGAGGUCGAAUUCUUCCCCAGCGGCACCAUUGCUGAGAUCUGGCUUCCCGUUAAGGGCAGUGACGACUUUGCCGCUGGCGAGUUCGCCAUCAACUGCCUUGGUUAA